Calliphora vicina (urban bluebottle blowfly) is the source of this 1112-nucleotide messenger RNA. RefSeq names its product 3'(2'),5'-bisphosphate nucleotidase 1. The transcript has 2 exons. Lineage: Eukaryota; Metazoa; Arthropoda; Insecta; Diptera; Calliphoridae. Gene Ontology annotation, biological process: phosphatidylinositol phosphate biosynthetic process. Gene Ontology annotation, molecular function: 3'(2'),5'-bisphosphate nucleotidase activity. The coding region runs from base 88 to 1005 and encodes 305 amino acids. The record is from RefSeq and is a predicted model, not a curated record.
AUUAACGAAAAGAUUUCACUUAAAUUAGUUGAAAUUCAACAAUAGCUUUAAAAUUAAAUAAAAAUCGAAAUUAUAUAAAUAUUAAUAAUGUCACAACCAUUAGUGAUGAGAAUAAUGGCUUUGUCCAUUAACACAGCCAUACGUGCUGGUUCAAUUAUACGAGAUGUCAUGCAAAAGGGUAAUUUGGGCAUAGUUGAAAAGGGAAAAGAUGACUUGCAAACUGAAGCCGAUCGCUCGGCACAACGUAGUAUUAUCGCAUCACUGAGUAAACAAUUUCCUACAAUAAAAAUAAUUGGCGAAGAAGGAGGUUCCGAUUUAAAUGUUUGCAAUGACUGGUUGGUAUCAGAGUAUGAUCAAGAAUUACUUAAGCAAAACUGUCCCGAACAAUUUCGGGAUGCUAACGACGACGAUUUUGUAGUAUGGGUUGAUCCGCUUGAUGGCACAUCUGAAUAUACCCAAGGAUUCUUGGAUCAUGUCACAGUUUUAAUAGGAAUUUCCAUUAAAAAUUCAGCUGUUGGCGGUAUAAUACAUCAGCCUUAUUAUAAAAACGCCAAUGGUGAAUUAGGACGCACUAUUUGGGGCUUAAAAGGUCUUGGUACUGGGGGAUUUGAACCGACUGUAGCUCCAGCAGAUCAAUUUAUUAUUACUACGACACGUUCACAUUCCAAUGCCAUAGUUCAAGCCGCCCUAGAUGCUCUCUCUCCCACAGAUGUUAUUAAAGUUGGUGGAGCUGGCUUUAAAGUUUUACAGCUGUUGGAAGGUAAAGCUCAUGCAUAUGUCUUUGCUAGCCCUGGUUGUAAAAAAUGGGAUACAUGUGCCCCAGAGGCUGUAUUAGAAGCUCAGGGAGGAUGUUUAACCGAUAUGCUUGGUGAACACUAUUCAUAUGCGAGUGAUGUUGAACAUCCAAACAAGAGGGGUGUUUUAGCAACAAUUGGUAAAGUGUCACAUAGUGAUAUUAUUGCUAAAUUACCAGCAUCAGUCUUAGAGGAAAUGCGCAGUAAAUAGUAAAUAAAUACUUUUGUUAUAUUUAUUUAUGUCAAGGAUAAUUCUUCUGUAAUUACUUUCCACAAAGCAUUUAACAUAUAAGAAAAUAAAUGUUUAAUAAUAAACUA